This is a messenger RNA of Hyphopichia burtonii NRRL Y-1933, 1819 nucleotides long. RefSeq names its product Hgt17p (gene HGT17). Gene Ontology annotation, biological process: transmembrane transport; carbohydrate transport. The record is from RefSeq and is a predicted model, not a curated record. Lineage: Eukaryota; Fungi; Ascomycota; Pichiomycetes; Serinales; Debaryomycetaceae. Gene Ontology annotation, molecular function: carbohydrate:proton symporter activity. Gene Ontology annotation, cellular component: membrane. The transcript has 2 exons. The coding region runs from base 158 to 1819 and encodes 553 amino acids.
GAAUUCUAAAUAAAGUAUGGGGAAUUACACCAAUCGAGCUUUCCUGGUGAGAUCAUCUGGUUGCAGACAUGUAUAAAUAAGCAGUAUCAUCUCAGGAGAAUGUAGCAAUUCUUGUCGAUUUUCUUGUAGUAAUAGUUUUCUUAGUAAGAUAAAUAAUAUGUCAAAUUUGAAAGAUCAAGAGAAAAACAAGCAAAUUGAUGAAAUCAAUUCUGUUAAUUCCCAAGAAGAAUUACCAGUUCAACAACAACAACAGGAAAAGGAAAAACCAAAGAGUAAGUUUCACUGGAGAUUCACCGAUCCCAACUCGCCAAAAGAGAUCUAUAAUUGGACUCUUUAUUUGUCGGUAUUUGUGUUCGGUAUAUUAGGUAGUGCUAGAGGGUACGAUGAAGGUAAUAUAUCCGGAUCGGUUGCCCAGGUAUCUUUUAAAAGACAGUUUGGAUUACUGGACCCAAAUAAAGACGCGGAUGAAAUUGCUAACUUGAAAUCAAAUAUUACUUCCAUGGUUCAAUUAGGAUCAGUUGGAGGAUCAUUACUUGGUAUGUACACCGUUGAUAAAUUUGGAAGGGUUCGUACAUUACAAGGAAUUUGUAUCUUAUGGAUUAUUGGAGCUAUUAUUCAAAUUACUUCUUCUGCCGUUGGUCAAUUAUACGCUGGUCGUUUAAUUGAAGGAUUGGCUAUUGGACAAACGGUGAUUGUUGCAAAUUAUCUUUCUGAAAUUGCUCCUGCUGGUAUUAGGGGUACUUUACAUUGUAUUUUUGCUGGGGCAGUUUAUCUUGGGAUUAUGUUGGCUUAUUUUGCUAAUUAUGGUACUUCAAAACACAUGUCUGGAGAUUCAAGAAUACAAUGGGUUGUUCCAACUUCAAUGAAGAUUGUAUUAGCUGGUCUUAUCUUUAUUCUUUCUUUAUUUUUCUGUAUUGAAAGUCCAAGAUGGUUAGUUAAAGUUAAUAAACAAGAAGCGGCAAUUAAUAAUUUAUCAAAAUUACGUCAUUUACCAACUGAUCAUCCUUAUGUCUUGGGUGAAAUCUGUGAUAUUAAUGAGUCAAUCAUGGCUGAAAAGGAAGCAGUUCAUAAUAGUGGUGGUAUUAUUUCAAAGUUUAAAGAACUUCUUUUAAUCAAAUCAGUUAGAUAUAGAUUCUUUUUGAUUUCUGCCGCUGCCCAAGUUUUAGGUCAAUGGCUGGGAGCUAAUGCCAUCACCAUUUAUGCCCCAGAAUUAUUUGCCUUUGCUGGUAUUAGAGGUGAAGAAAUUAUGAAAAUGACUGCAGUAUUAGGGGUUGUUAAAUUUUGUUCGGCUUAUUUCAGUGCUUUUUUCCUUAUUGAUUUCUUGGGUAGACGUAAAGCCUUGUAUAUUGGUAUUAUGAUUCAAUUGGUUUCUAUUUUAUAUUUUGCAAUUUUUUUAACAGUUGUUCCUCAAGCUGCUCAUGAAGAUGCGAUUUUAACCACUUCUCAAAAUCAUGCUUCCAAAGCUGCCAUGGCCGCUCUUUAUAUUUCAGGUAUGGGUUGGACUAUGGGUUUUAACAGUGUUCAAUAUUUAUUAGGUUCAGAAAUUUUCCCUCUUGGUAUUCGUAGUUUUGCACAAGGUUUAACCAUGGUUUUACAUUUUGCUAACCAAUAUGGUAAUUCAAAAGCAGUUCCUAAAAUGUUAAUUGCAAUGAAUAAUUAUGGGGCAUUUUAUUUCUUUGUUGGUGUUAUGCUUAUAGCAAUCUUUUGGGCUUGGUUUUUCCUUCCUGAAGUUAGUGGUAGAUCUUUGGAAAGUAUGGAUGAUAUCUUUAAUUUACCCUGGUAUCUUAUCGGAAGAAGAGGUGCUGAAUUAUACAAAUGA